CGAAGGAUCAGCAAACCGAGUCCUGACUAUCUUCACGGCAAUAUGAUGGCGCUCUCCGCUUCAUUUUCUUUAGCAUUAGAUUAUCUUUUUGAUCCCCAAACCGAGGAGGCACCUUACAUUAAAGACGAACUCGAACAAUUUGUCGCCUUCCUUAGGCAUUCGAGGAGUCCGCUCAUUUUGAAGGGUUUGGAUAUUCUUCAAUGUGUGAUGGAAACUUGGGGAACUCCACCGCCACCGGGGACUACCUGGUUUGUGGCUUUUGAAGGACCAGUAUCACCCACAAGCUGGAUUCAGGGCCCUUUUCAUCAACCUCUCGAUUUGAAUUACUCCGGUCCGGCUGCGACAAAUAAUCUUGCUGGGUUUGGUAACGGUAAUAACCCAGCCUUUGCUUCGUUGCGAGUGUUCCAAAACAUAGAAUUUCCAGAAUCGCCACUACUUCCUCCACACAGUGCUCAUCAGCUCUCUCAGUCAUGGGCACAAGCUCAAGACUCAGCGGUCCAAUCGCUCAAUCUAUCUAAUCGAAAAGCCCCAUCUUUAAUUGAUCAGGUCUCAAAUGCACCUUCGACUUCUUCGAUUGUCUCACAUCAUACAUUGCCUGCCUCCUUAUCACAAUAUCACUCACAUUCUGUUGAUCAAUGUAGUCCAUCAGGAUCUACUAUCAGUCUUCCUCACUCACACCAACGUCAACAGCUUCACCGUUAUUCACUACCCUCCCAUUCUCUUGAUCAUGAACCUCAAAGUCCACAUAGUCGAUUUUUUCCUACUCAAGGAUCUAAUAAUGAUCAUCCUGCCUUCAAUCAACAAUUCAAUCAAGCUCAAGUCAUGUCUCAUAACAAAAUCCAUCCACAACAACGUACUCAACAUCAAAGCUUUUCUCAUCCUACUCAAACUUUUUCUUCAUUACAAAACCCAGAUCCAGCUUACAAUCAACUUUCCUCUUGGCCUGAACGAUGAACAAAUCGUACUUUCAACUUGAAUGAAUUUCUAAAAUAAUCUUAUAUUGUAGAGAAAGGACAAAGACUAUUAACGAUCGUUCAAAAUAAAACCAUCCAAAUCACUCAAAAAGAUUUUCUGUUGUUGUACUGCUACGAAUCCUGAGCUAAUUCUCUUUCAUUUUAGCUUUCUGUUAUACAAUCUUAUAUUUCUGUGGACAAUGAAUGUUAAAGAAACAUCGUCAUCAUUGUUGCUUAGGGUCUGAGGGAUUUACUUGGCUAUUAUGUAAUUCUUUUUGAUUGAAUUUGAACAUUCUAUUUGUUUUGUGUCGAUAGUAGCUCUGAUUAAUUUUGAGCACGUAAUGAGAGUUGCUUAUUUGGGAAAUGAAAAAAGAACGAUUUUGAUUUG
This is a messenger RNA of Melampsora larici-populina 98AG31, 1341 nucleotides long. RefSeq lists its product as uncharacterized. The coding region runs from base 43 to 954 and encodes 303 amino acids. NCBI's taxonomy places the organism in Eukaryota, Fungi, Basidiomycota, Pucciniomycetes, Pucciniales, Melampsoraceae. The transcript is spliced from 5 exons. The record is from RefSeq and is a predicted model, not a curated record.